AUGGAUGCAGUAGAAAAGAAAGGCAGCGAUGAUGACCAUCUUCAAAAGUUUACGAUUGCUGACGUUAUCGAACACAUUGGCUUUGGGCCUUUUCAAAUACGGAGUCUUUUCGUUAUAGGAUUCAUAUGGCCUAGACUCCCGAAAACUGCUAAAUUAAUAUUAACUAGUAUGAUUCGAUUCUCAAUGUUAUCCAUACUUGGGCCGCUGUUAGCCUGUGACUGGGGAAUUACAAAGUUGGAGGAAGCCUUAAUAAACGCUUUGUCAUUUGCCGGCGAUAUUUUGGGAUCUAUUUAUUUUGGAUGGUUUUGUGAUCGUUAUGGUCGAAAAUUGGGCGUUAUUUUCGGAAUCUUAAGUACUAGCUAUAUGUCAAUGAUCUCAGGCUUAUCAUCUGGGAUUGAAAUGAUGCUGUUAUUGCGAUUUGCGUGUGGAUUCACAGAGGGUGCCACCAUUCAGUGUGUGACAAUGGUAAUUGAAAUAGUUCCAGCCAAAGCUAGAGCUAAAACGAUAGCUUCUUUACGAACGCUUGUAGAAUCUCCACGCUAUUUGCUAUUACAUGGAUUCUACAAAGAAGCAAGUAAUAUCAUGAAAAAUGCCGCAAAGCUGAAUAAUAAACCCGCACCAGAAGGAAAGCUAGUUGCUUCAGUUGAAGUAUGA
Molecule: messenger RNA, 654 nt
Organism: Trichoplax adhaerens
Lineage: Eukaryota; Metazoa; Placozoa; Uniplacotomia; Trichoplacea; Trichoplacidae
Exons: 8
Coding region: 1-654 (217 amino acids)
Biological process (GO): transmembrane transport
Molecular function (GO): transmembrane transporter activity
Source: RefSeq, a predicted model, not a curated record